GAACUGAACUCACCACCUACAACAAGUUUGACAGCCCAGCCUUUCAGCGCCGAGCAGCAGCAGAUAUCUGGACUUUUCUAUCAGUUUUUAUUUUAUUAUAUUCUUAAUUUCCGUUUAAUCUUCUAAUGGUGGUAUUAUGCGCGCGACCCGCGUCUCGUGCUCGCAAUGAGGGACUUUAAAUGUCCGUAGGUUCUCUCGCUUGGAUCAGCUUGUUUUGUAGUCGUUGCUCCUGUAAAUUAUACAUAAAGAAAAUCGUUUUAUUUAGUUUUGUCGGGCGUCGAGAGGAAGGCGAACAUGUCGAAAAGCGUGGAGGAGGUGAACAAGCUCACUGAAAGUACAUACAAGAAUGUAAUGGAACAGUUCAACCCAGGACUGAGGAACCUGGUCAACCUGGGAAAGAGCUAUGAGAAAUCUGUUAGUGCAAUGUCAAUGGCAGGGAAGAUGUAUUUUGAUGCACUGUCAAAGAUCGGGGAGAAUGCUGCAACGUCUCCGGUCUCCAAAGAGUUGGGUGCAAUACUGAUGGAAGUCUCAGAGGUCCACAGGUCGGUUCAACUUGAACUCGAGGAAAAUUUUAAGAGGUUCCACAGGGAGGUAAUAGCUGAGCUGGAGAGGAAGACUGACAUGGAUGUCAAAUACAUGACAGCCACGUUUAAGAGAUUCCAGAUGGAGCAAAAGAUGAAGCAAGAUUCUCUGGAGAGGGCCCAGGCAGACCUGAAGAAGCUGAGAAGGAAGAGCCAAGGCAAGAACGCCAACAAAUACGAGAACAAGGAGAGCGAGUGCCUGGAAACCUUGACAGGUCGGCAGACGGACAUGCAGUUGUUCCUCGCAGAUAGCUGCAAUGAAGCUCUGCUGGAGGAGAAAAGACGCUACUGUUUCCUUGUUGACAAACACUGCUUAUUCACCUAUCACUUUGCUUCCUUCCACGACAAGGGCAGAGAGAUAUUGGGGGCAAAGCUGAGAACCUGGCAGGACCAGUGCACCGACGCCACAGAGAUGCCCGAGAGCGUUUUGUCGAUGAUCGAAGGACUGAGGAAGCCCGUCACCAUCACGCCGUUGCCUUCGCCCUCCCCAUCACGACACAGCAUGAACAUGACUGCUCCCCCUGCCCCACCUCAGAAGGCUCAGCCAAUCGCUCUGGUUAAUAUGUUCAACCAGGACAACCACACUACCAAUGUAACACCCACCACUAACAACAGCACAGACCACGGGAACGGAGACGAUAAUGGCCUCGCCAGGUCUGUAUCCGUCGCCACCGGCCUCAACAACAUGGCGAAGAAGCCACGCGUUCGUACCAUCUUCCCCCACACUGCUGGCAGCAACAACACACUGCUCAGUUUCAGCGAGGGCGAUGUCAUCAUCCUGCUCAUCCCCGACGAGAGGGACGGCUGGAUGUACGGCGAAAUGGAGAAGAAUGGAAAGAGGGGCUGGUUCCCGUCUUCGUACUGCCGUGCUCUCACUGAGCCUCUGGUGAAUAACAACAGCGACGCUGCUGCCCCGUACCGCAGCAAAAGUGUGGUCAACCUCCACCAUCAGGACACGGAGACGGACGAGGCGACCAUGGUGCUCCCCCCGGCGGACUACAACAGCAACCCCAACCGCCCAUCUGUCAAGACCAACCCCUCGUCCACGAGCAGCGCGGCCACAAAUAACCACCAUCACUCCCCGACGCCCUCCGCAGCCUCCUCCUCCGACCUCAACACGGCAGUCCAGUCAAACGGUGUCUCCAGACCUCCGCCUGCUUACCUGGCCGGAGGAAACCCGUUCUCCUCGGUCAGACUACGUCCCACCGUCACCAACGAUCGCUCUGCGCCGGUCAUCUGAUCAUCCUCAUCUUCAUCUUCAAAUCCCAUCGAGCUUCUCCGGUCACCGCCACGGUCGUGUAGUUCAGCCUCUCACCAUCCAGCAGCUACAUCUGGACCACAGGGGAGGAACUGAAAAUAAAUCGAUAAAAAGGCCAUUUAAAUUAGUGUCACCUUACUGCUACAAUGAAAGAAGUAUUUUGGGAGCGUUUUAUUUCCUGAAUAUAUUUAUGAUCUAUACGUUUUCUAUUUUAAACCAUCUGUGUUGUGGUGAGAUUGAAAUCGCCUAUUUUACCUGCACUUGUGAAGUAUAGCUGAAUAAAAAAGGUCAAAAUAUCUGAAUGUAUUUAUGAUGCUGAUGUUGCUUCUUUGACUGUUUUUUUGUUUUUAGGGACAGCAGGAAUUUAACAUUUCAGCUUUACAUCCGAUCGCUGUUGAAAGGGAUUAAAGUCGACCGAAAGUCGACGGUUGUUGGGAGAGAAAAGAUGUAGAGACGUGUCCGAAAAGGCACAGAUUUUAUUUCCUGUCCAGGUGUAAAUACURAUCCUCACCUAAGUUAACUUUUUGUAACGUGGACACUUGUGCCUUAACACAAACCUGCUGUCAAACCGAUUCAACAGGUUUCCAUCCUUCCUCUGGCCGUGCAGUUGAUCGAGUCAAACGAUUGUACAAUUUGUCGUCCCUCAUUCCCACCUUAAUAUCACUUGCUAUGUAAAAUGAAAUAAAAAAAUAAAGAUUUAUUUCUUCAGUUUGAA
This is a messenger RNA of Austrofundulus limnaeus, 2554 nucleotides long. RefSeq names its product BAR/IMD domain containing adaptor protein 2 like 1b (gene baiap2l1b). Gene Ontology annotation, biological process: actin crosslink formation; plasma membrane organization; positive regulation of actin filament polymerization. The transcript has 14 exons. The record is from RefSeq and is a predicted model, not a curated record. Bases 295 to 1821 code for a protein of 508 amino acids. Gene Ontology annotation, cellular component: nucleoplasm; cytosol. Gene Ontology annotation, molecular function: protein binding. NCBI's taxonomy places the organism in Eukaryota, Metazoa, Chordata, Actinopteri, Cyprinodontiformes, Rivulidae.